AUCCUUAUUUUGUUAUGUGAAGCACUGGUACUUUCAAUCGCAAUUAUCCAUUUCUAUAGCAAUGGCAUAGUAGAGGGAAGAAGCAUAACUAAAGAGGAAUAUUUGCAAAUGAAGGAGCACCUAAAGUUUCUCAAUAGACCAGCAGUUAAGACCAUUCAGACUGCAUAUGGGGACAUUUUUGAUUGUGUUGGUAUAUACAAGCAACCUGCCUUGGAUCAUCCUUUACUCAAGAAUCAUACAAUCCAGAUGAGACCCAGCACUUAUCCAAAAGGGCUUAAAUUCAAAGGGGCUUCUUCAUCUAAAGCUGUAAACAUAGCACUAAAAAAUGGAGGUUGUCCACUUGGAACGGUUCCUAUUCGAAGAACUCAAAUGAAAGAAAUAGUUAGAGCUACUUCACUUUCAAAACUUGGGAAAAAGAUCGGUACUGAUUUGCAUUAUUAUGGAUUUGCUCAAAUGAAAGAUGCUCAAUAUUACGGAACUCAGGCGUCCUUGAAUGUAUGGAAUCCAAAUGUAGGUGGCAACUCGAUAAAAUUUACCCUUUCUCAGAUAUGGAUUGUCGCAGGUCCACAUAGUACCCCAAUUGACACCAUAGAAGCUGGAUGGAUGGUUUACCAUCAUCUUUUUGGUGAUUUUCGUACCAGACUAUUUACAUUCUGGACAGCGGACAACUAUGGUCAAACAGGUUGCUACAAUUUGGCAUGUCCAGGUUUUGUGCUAGUGAGCCAAGAGAUAGGUUUAGGUAUGGUUCUUGAUCCUGUAUCUGUAUAUAAUGGAAGCCAAACUGAAAUAAUUCUCGCCCUGUAUCAGGACAUGAAAACUGGAAAUUGGUGGCUAGCAUUGGGAUCAACUGAUAAGAUGAUUGGUUACUGGCCCCAUAAUCUUUUCAAGUUCUUAAAUAUCAAUGCAGCCAAGGUAGCUUGGGGAGGUGAAGUUUUUGGCGAUGCACCACAUCCUGAAAUGGGUAGUGCCCAUUUUCCUGAAGAAGGUUUCCAUCUGGAACCUUUCUCUUAUUUGGUGGGCCUGGUGGUAAUUGCUGAGCCCAUUGUUCAUGCAAUGGCAGCAAAUUUAAGGCCAUUUUUGGAAGGUUUAAUGGCAGUUUUUGGUGAAGCACUCUUCACGGGAAAUGAAGUUCAUCAUGUCGCGGUUCUAACGCAACUUGUUUCGACGGAACUGGACUCUUGGGGAAGAUCUCGGCAGCAACAAAUUGGCACCCACUAUGGGGCAUUGACUGGAAGAAGGACAAAACUUCAAUCAAAUAUUGCUGAUCCUGCCUCAAUGACGGCCAAUCUAACACUUAAUGCUCUACCAUCAGCCAACUCCCCCAAUCAUGGAUCAUCAUCAACAAUGGAAGGCACUAAGUCUUCCACACCCGAGACUCAUAAUCGUCUCACUUCUGUGAUUUUCAAUGGUCAAAAUUUCCUUCCAUGGGCUCGUGCGAUUACGAUCGCGCUUGGAGGACGAUCAAAGCUUGGAUAUAUUAAUGGCACAAUCAAGCCUCCAGAUCUGAAAGAUACCAAAUUCGCUGAAUAG
Molecule: messenger RNA, 1530 nt
Organism: Telopea speciosissima
Lineage: Eukaryota; Viridiplantae; Streptophyta; Magnoliopsida; Proteales; Proteaceae
Exons: 11
Coding region: 109-1530 (473 amino acids)
Source: RefSeq, a predicted model, not a curated record